Molecule: messenger RNA, 1902 nt
Organism: Fonsecaea erecta
Lineage: Eukaryota; Fungi; Ascomycota; Eurotiomycetes; Chaetothyriales; Herpotrichiellaceae
Exons: 1
Coding region: 1-1902 (633 amino acids)
Source: RefSeq, a predicted model, not a curated record
AUGGCUACAGACAGUCGACCACCGUUUCAGACCAUCUUCUCCUCUGCGACGAAUAAAUCUCGGAUUUCAAGCGGCCGGAAUCAUGGCUACAGAAAGAUUCGAUGGAAGAAGUACGAUCCCAGCAAGAAGUCUCCGAACUCGGCCUCAGACCAGUUUGUACAGUGGCAACCUCCGGACAUAGCGCGGGAUGAGGAUCAGGAGGACAAUAUCCAGCGCAAAUCGAAGCCUAGCGACACAAGGCAAAAUCCACAGGCGAAGGCUCUCGCCUAUAUCUCUCCACUUGAGCCUCUUCCGCUGAACGGAACUCGCGAGGAUCCAUUCCUCGUUUUGCCCAUCAAGUCCACUGAUACUGUUAAAGACACCUUGGACUACUUUAUCACCAUCUGCAAAGGCUUCAACAAUGCGAAAUCUGUGGUCCCUGGCCCGGUCAAUCCUCAUCUGUCGCUCCUACUGCCGUACGCACUCAAGCAUACCUUUCUUUUUGAGUCCAUCAUAUCAGUCUGUCGCGCUUCUAUUCUCAUUUCACUUGGGAAACCCAUGUGGGAAGACUACGCCUUUGUCCAUUACCGUGGCAACGCCAUAGCUGGUCUCAAUGAAAGGCUCAAGUCCACCGAGGCCACAGACGAUGCGGCCUUGUUGACCGUCACGAUGCUCAUGACACUCGAGUAUCUUUCUGGCAACCAGCGCGGUGUGGUCAUGCAUUGCAAUGGCCUGGAGAAAAUGCUUGAGCUCCGCGGGCCGCUGUCUGAUGACAAAUCGGAUUCCAACUGGUUGAAAUUCAUAAAACAUGGUCUUAUAGCAUACAAGGCUCUGGGCUCCUUCGUGACAGGCCAGCCACCAGAACUGCCACGCGACUCGGUUGGUUACCUUAGGGAGACGUUCCAAGAACUACAUCUGGAUCAGCCACUCUCCUAUCCUGAGCCUCCGUUUCCACCGGACCUGUGCAUCAUUCUCUCUCGCCUUCCCACGGGACUCUCAGAACUUUGUGUUGCGUCCAGAAUAUCAGUUCAGAUGAUCAAGCUACUCGCCUCCAUCUCGGCAGCGACCACCCUCUUAGCGACUGAGACUGUCAGCUACGAAAAUCUCCUCGACCGGACCUGGACCCCGCCUUCAGAAUUACCACUCCCUGAUUCGUCACAGUACGACGAAGAAUGGAAACAAACAAUGAUCCAAACCAUACUCUUCUCUCUUCAACGAAUGUCGUUGACUUCCACCUGCCCAGUCGAACACAACCUCACGAUGGGAUUGCUAGCCUAUAUUUUCCAGCUUCGAGGUCUAACGGCGGUAAACCUCUUCUACGAUCCCAUCCUCCGCCGCUUCAUCAAUGCCUUACCCACUCACGCGAGGCCUGCCUCGCUCCAGGAACAAAACUCUCUAGUUUGGUGCAGUAUAGCCGUUGCUGGAGCUCUUGCGCUUCGGGUUGUUCCCAUGCCAAACUCCCACUUGGUUAUGGAACAUGUCCUAGAUCUUUACCCACAGGCGCGCCAAUGGCCCCGCCUCGAAAGGCUCCUCCGCACUUUCUUCUACACCAAAGAAAUUGGCGCCCACUGGAAGCGCGUUUGGCAAUCCGCCAUGAAAAGAUGGGAGCAACAGAAGAAACGCUACAUUUAUGCCAAUACUGAAAAUAGUGCAAACACGGAGGCCGAACCAAACGAGGAGCACAUUCAGUGGUUUCAAAAUCCGCUGGACUUUGAAGAUUUUGAUAUGAAUUCUGAAGCGAUAAGAGCUCAUGUCCGCCAGCACAUGGCCGGCGCGCCGAAGACGGUGCUUGACAUGUCCCAAGCUAUGGGUCUCUGCCCGUUUCGACCCCAGGCAUCAUCGCCCUCCACAGUCAGCACCGCAUCGAGCGCGACUACAUCGUCAAGUCCGAACACUGUGCUGAGUUUCUCACCAAAAGCCUGA